AUGGAGGGCAUGAAGAAGUGCCCCUUCACGAGCGUCAUCCCGUACGGGAUGCUGUACGAGAAGCUGAAAAAGGAGAAGAACAACCAACUCCCCGAAAAUGUUGUGAUCGACGAGUUUAAUCAGCUCCUCUCGACGUAUGAGAGGCCGAGUCCUUAUGACUCGAACAGGCUCAUUCACGCGUCCAACCAGAGCGAUUUGAUCCUUUUCCAGAUAGACAUAGAAUACACAGUAGACAACAUCUUCAAGAGCAUGGUUUUCACGAAUGAUGGGACCCCUAAUGGAAGCGUCCUAACCGACAUGUUUUCUUUUUACCGAACGUUGUUUCAGAACAAUGAGAAGAAUUACGUCUUCGUGCCGGUGAUCCGCAUUUACACCGUGACGAAUGAUGGGUAUAGCGUGCUCGUCAACGUGCACAAUUUUUUCCCCUACUUCUAUGUAGAGAUGCCGAGCGGCUUCGACAAGGAGGACUUGCUAAAGCUCCAGUGCAUGAUGAAUGACAAUCUUAAUGCGAACGGGCAAUACAAAAUAUAUGACAAGAAGAUUCUCAAUAUCGAAAUUGUGCACACGGAGAGUCUAAUGUAUUAUAAGCGAGACGGAAAGAAAGACUUCCUAAAGAUCACCGUCCUCCUCCCUAAGAUGGUUCCUACUUUGAAAAAAUUUUUCGAAGGUGUUCCUAAUGUGAAUGGAAAAAGCAUCGGUGGGAUCGUCUACGAAGCUAACUUGCCCUUCAUUCUACGUUACAUAAUUGACAAGAAAAUCACGGGUUCUUCUUGGCUGCUCUGCAAGAAAGACCACUUCUAUAUUCGACCUAGACACAAAAAAAUAUCCAACUGCUCCUUCGAAAUAGAUAUAUCGUAUGAACAUAUAGAUCCAAUGCCUCUACAGAACGAGUACCAGCAGAUCCCAAAACUAAGAAUUCUAUCCUUCGACAUAGAGUGUAUUAAGCUUGAUGGAAAGGGGUUCCCCGAUGCGACAAACGACCCCAUAAUACAAAUAUCUUCCAUUCUGUACUUUCAAGGAGACCCCAUUGUAAAAUGCUCUAAAUUUAUCUUCACGCUUAAGGAGUGUGCCAGCAUCCCUGGUGCUAACGUCAUAUGGUUUCACGAUGAGAAGACUUUACUAGAUGCAUGGAGUGAAUUCAUCACAAAACUCGAUCCCGAUUUCUUGACCGGUUACAACAUCAUCAACUUUGAUCUCCCGUACAUCCUAAACAGAGGCACUGCUCUCAAUUUGAAGAAGUUAAAAAUGUUGGGCAGAAUAAAAAACAUCAGCAGUGUUGUGAAGGAGUCCAACUUCUCCUCCAAACAGUUUGGGACCCAUGAGACGAAAGAGAUAAACAUCAAUGGGAGGAUCCAGUUCGACGUCUACGAUCUUAUAAAGAGAGACUACAAGCUAAAAUCGUACACUCUCAAUUAUGUCUCCUUCGAAUUCUUGAAGGAGCAGAAGGAAGACGUCCACUACAGCAUUAUGAAUGAUCUGCAGAAUGAGAGUCCCGAGUCAAGAAAGAGAAUAGCUACAUAUUGCAUAAAAGACGGCAUUCUUCCUCUCCGCCUAAUAGAUAAGCUGCUCUUCAUUUAUAACUACGUCGAAAUGGCAAGAGUGACUGGGACACCGUUCGUCUACCUCCUUACGAGAGGCCAACAGAUCAAAGUCACCUCCCAGCUUUACCGCAAAUGCAAAGAAUUGAAUUAUGUCAUCCCUAGUACGUAUAUUAAAUUUGGUAGCAAUGAGAAGUACGAAGGAGCUACCGUCCUGGAACCCAUAAAAGGGUACUAUAAAGAACCCAUUUCUACGCUCGAUUUUGCUUCCUUAUACCCAUCUAUCAUGAUAGCACACAAUCUGUGCUACUCCACAUUGGUGAAGGACAACUCAGACAUCGAAGGCCUCAAAGAGGAAGAGGUCACCUCCAUUCAAGGAAGAAGCAACAUCAAAUUUGUGAAAGGAUCGGUCAAGAAAGGAAUCCUCCCCCUAAUCGUAGAAGAAUUAAUAGAUGCAAGAAAAAAAGUCAAACUUCUCAUCAAAAAUGAACAGAACAAAAUUACUAAGAUGGUACUCAACGGAAGACAGCUAGCACUCAAAAUUUCGGCCAACUCCGUAUAUGGAUACACCGGCGCUGCCUCGGGGGGACAGCUCCCUUGUCUAGAAGUCGCAGUGUCUAUUACGACUCUGGGAAGAUGCAUGAUUGAUAAGACGAAAGAAACCGUGGAGAAAUACUACAAUAAAAGCAACGGAUAUGAACACAACUCUACGGUGAUCUAUGGAGACACAGACUCAGUUAUGGUAAAAUUUGGCACCAGCAGCAUUGCUGAGGCAAUGGAUUUAGGAAAAGACGCCGCGCAAAGGAUAAGCAAAGAGUUCCUCCACCCCAUAAAGCUAGAAUUUGAAAAAGUCUAUUGCCCCUACCUUCUACUCAACAAGAAGAGGUAUGCCGGACUCCUCUAUACCACCCCGGAGAAGCACGACAAAAUGGACUGCAAAGGAAUCGAAACGGUUAGGAGAGACUUCUGCAUUCUGAUCCAACAAAUGAUGGAAACGGUUUUGCACAAACUGCUGAUCGAGAAAAAUGUCGACAGUGCCAUAGAAUAUACAAAGAGCAAAAUUAAGGAACUCUUAACAAAUAACAUCGACAUGAGUCUCCUCGUCGUAACCAAAUCUUUGGGAAAGACGGACUACGAAACUCGACUCCCACACGUAGAGUUGGCGAAGAAGUUAAGGCAAAGAGACAGCGCCACCGCCCCCAAUGUAGGAGAUCGAGUCAGCUACAUUAUUGUCAAAGGGAUUAAAGGACAAGCACAGCACGAACGAGCAGAGGACCCACUCUACGUCCUAGACAAUAACCUAGCCAUCGAUUACAACCACUACCUAGAUGCAAUUAAAAACACACUGUCAAGAAUCUUCGGAGUUAUUCUGAAGGACUCAAACUCUCUUUUCUGUGGUGAACACACAAGAUCCAAAACCAUUUUAACGUCCAGCCAGACGGCUCUUUCGAAGUUCUUACAAAAAGCAGUGAGAUGCAUCGGCUGUAACAGCUCCAUUAAGAAACCCCCUCUUUGCAAUCACUGCAAAUCCAACAAGGAGUUUUCCAUCUACAUGCAGAAAAUUAAUCAUUUCAGAACAAAACAGACUGAGUUUUUCCAACUCUGGACUGAGUGCCAACGAUGCCAGGGGAACCUCCACGCUGAGGUCAUCUGCAUGAAUAGAGACUGCCCCAUAUUUUACAGGAGAGCCAAAAUUAAGAAGGAUAUGGCUAACGUUCAGGAGCAGAUCAGUGCCCUGCGCGCCGAUUGGUGA
Messenger RNA from Plasmodium inui San Antonio 1, 3291 nucleotides. RefSeq names its product DNA polymerase delta catalytic subunit. NCBI's taxonomy places the organism in Eukaryota, Apicomplexa, Aconoidasida, Haemosporida, Plasmodiidae. Gene Ontology annotation, cellular component: delta DNA polymerase complex. Gene Ontology annotation, biological process: DNA-templated DNA replication; base-excision repair, gap-filling; DNA replication proofreading. The coding region runs from base 1 to 3291 and encodes 1096 amino acids. The record is from RefSeq and is a predicted model, not a curated record. Gene Ontology annotation, molecular function: nucleotide binding; DNA binding; DNA-directed DNA polymerase activity. The transcript has a single exon.